AUGACGUCGAUUGACGAAGAAGACCUACGCGGUCGGGCGACGACGGCCAGAGCACACCCCUUGUGGAUCCCGCCUCCGCUAUUGUUCACACUCACUUUCAGGUGCCGGGCUCUUCAUUCCUCCACCGGCAUGGUCAUCCAAGGAAAACGCGGCCGCGUCGCUCUGUUUCGCCACAGAACCGCCGGAAAGACGUCUGUCGAAACGACACGGUACGGACGGACAUGGAGCUAG
Colletotrichum graminicola M1.001 is the source of this 231-nucleotide messenger RNA. RefSeq lists its product as uncharacterized. The record is from RefSeq and is a predicted model, not a curated record. The transcript has a single exon. The coding region runs from base 1 to 231 and encodes 76 amino acids. NCBI's taxonomy places the organism in Eukaryota, Fungi, Ascomycota, Sordariomycetes, Glomerellales, Glomerellaceae.